Ictalurus furcatus (blue catfish) is the source of this 3480-nucleotide messenger RNA. RefSeq lists its product as uncharacterized. NCBI's taxonomy places the organism in Eukaryota, Metazoa, Chordata, Actinopteri, Siluriformes, Ictaluridae. The transcript has 4 exons. The record is from RefSeq and is a predicted model, not a curated record. The coding region runs from base 37 to 1041 and encodes 334 amino acids.
CGACUAGAAGGUUUUCUCGAAUUUGUUUGUUGAACCAUGGACAACGAUGGUGUACGAUCACUGUAUCGGAAACCCAGUCCAAAUUUCUUGAAAUGUCAAGAAAGUAACAAGGAAAGCUUAAUAACAUGCAGUACCUCAUUAAUCCUACACACACUGUCCAUGACAACAGAGAAUAAAAAUCAGGGAAAUCACCAACCCUAUGUUUACAUGGAUGAGAUGCUCCAUAGCAUUUUCUUCCUUGGUUACAUUUAUGACUCCAGCUUGACUCCAGAUAUGUUCUUCACAAAACCUACAAGCUGUGCAUUUGUAAAGGAGAAGUUUCCUGAGCCAUUUGAGAAGUACAAAACUCAUCUGCCAACUCGCACUCCCUUUUCCAUUCUGCUAAACAUGAUGGAGAUACUUCAUUGCACUGAAGAGAAAAUAAUAAAAGAGCUUCUGCUUCUGCUGAAGAAACUCAGAUUCCCAAACCCUCUUCACAAACCAGGCAGCAAAUACGAGCAGUAUUACACACUAGAGUCAACAGUAAUCUGUGUGUGUUAUUCAGAUUCUGAUUCACAGAAGUACUACGGGGCAUCUCUUUCCUGCAGAAAAGGAAAUGCAAAGAGAAUUCUGAUUGACCUGUCUUGUCUUAACACAUGGCACAAGUUUAUAUCUCAUGCAGUCAUGUCAUUUAAUCUAAGAACUUCUGGUGAUGGUAUUACAUUCCCAGAGUCAGUGAAAUGUCAGGCUUACUUUAGAGACUGGAAUGAAAAUGUUUAUAGAAAAAGACUUCCAUGUUUAAACUGUAAACAGCUGUUUAAUCUACCAGAUGCAGACCUAGAUAAAGUGGAGCAUCCCUAUGGGAACUGUGCUGAGACAGAGUGCUUGAGCAAACUACUUUUCAAUAAUCAACACAUACGAGAGAACACACUGAUGGAAAAUUAUACAGAGGAAAACUUCGAGACUCUCACAGGUUUAACAAAAGCAAGCUUGACAACGCAACUUGCCCAGGCUCACAUUCACAUGAAUGAGAACUUUCUCUUCUACAGCCCAAUGCAAUAGUAAUGAAGAAUAAAAUUUGUGUUUAUCUUAAGGUACAGCUUAUAAUAUAUGCAUAUACUGUAGUAUAACAUGUUACUUAAGGUAAACAUAUAUGCAUUAUGCACACACAGGAACACCUGUACACUUAUUCACUCAUGCAAUUAUUCGAUUAGCUAAUGCUCAGGAGCUGAAGACUGGAAAAACCAGUCAAAGCAAAAAGUUUCCAUUCUCCUCUGAGCUCUCUUCUGAUCAAGGUGUUUCCACUGAUAAACCUGCCGCUCCAUGGAUGUUUUAUGUUUUUCGUACCAUUCUGUGCAAACUCUAGAGACUGUUGUUUCUAAGAAAAAUUAAAUAAAUUUAACUAGCCCACAGUCAAAGUCACUUAGAUCAUAAUUUUACACCAGUCUGAUAUUUGAUGUGAACAUUAACUGAAGCUCUUAACCUGUAUCUGCAUGAUUUUAUGUAUUUCGCUGCUGCCAGAUGAUUGACUGAUUGCCAUUGAGUGUUUAUAAAAAUUAUGCAUAUUUUUUAUUUGUCUUUUGAUUUAUUAAUGUAAAUGUCUUAUUUUAAUUAAACAAAGGGUUUAUUUGGGGGAAACAUUUCAUGUCAGUAUGUUUAUUGCAAACCCUCGUUCUUUUACAGUGAAUUUUCAAAGUCAAAAUUAAUAGUUGGUCAGUAAAUGAAGAAAUUCAAAAACUGCUGCUUGCACAAGCAAUCAAGCAAGAUAUUGUAAAAGAUAUUGUCUUAACGAGGACGCAAUUGAUUUAUUAUUGGUCUUCACCUGUUGACUAUUAAAACAGCUUUCAUUUUCUGAACAGAAACCACUUCAGUUGAACUGUCAUUGAAGUCUGAAGGAAAACGAAAGCUACGGAGGAUUUUAAGGAAGUUUAAGAUAAGGUAAAUAGAAUUUCAGAAUUUAGGAAAGGGUGUAAAAUUAUAUUUAAGAGGUGGGACAUAGCACUGUUGGAUCAGAAGCUGCAUCACACCACAGUAGCACUACCUAGACAAGGCCGUCCCUCAAAACUCUGCUUUCAUCAGCACAGACUUUUUGUUAAAAACCUCAGUACUUCCUUUAUUUUAUUUUCAUUCAUUCAUCUUCACUAACCACUUUAUCCUGGUAAGUGGAUCCAGAGUGAAUCCUAGCAACCCUGGGCACAAGGCGUAUGGAGUAUUUACCCAGGCUGGAAUGCCAGUCCAUAGAAGGGCACAAUUUAGUCUAGCCAAAACAUUUUUGGACAGUAGGAGGGAACCCAUUCAAAUGCAGGGAGAACAUGCAAAACUCUACAAAGUCACAAAAGCAGAUCAAAUCCAGGACCCUGGAGCUGUGAGGCUACAACGCUAACCAAUGAACAACUGUGUCAACCUUUUUUCUAUUUAUUUAUUUAUUUUAUUUAUUUUAAUGGAAUGGACAUGUCUACAAACUUGCCAAGCUGUAUGGUCUAUGAACACAUUGAGUUCCACCCUGAAUGUCUUCUGGCUGGAUGGGGAAUGGUUUAGUUUGUACAAUAUAAUUUACUUGGAGGUGCUAAAUGUUUACAAAGACAAGCUCGCAGGUCCUGUUCUACCCAGUCACAUCUUACGUCAAAUCAUGAAAAUAAAACCACUCCCUGAAACAAAUGGCUAACUUGCAUGUCAAUUUGCAUGUGACAGUGAAUGGCUUAGCCAUGACACAAAGGACAAACAAAGGUUUGAACCUUCCUAAAGGGGUUCUGCUUGGAAAACUCUCCAUUGUAAGGUUGUAUAUACCUUACAAGUAGUGCACCACAAAGAAACAAAGUGAACCCUUUAAGCUUCUAGAAUAAACCUUUUUUGUUUUAUUUUUUAUUUAUUUAUUUUUUUACAGCAUAGAACAUGGACACAGACUUUCAGGACAAGACCGUAAAACAAGCAUCUAGUUUCUGUUUCUUACUUGGCCCAGCAGAUGCUAACUAUUUGGCAGCAUCGGUUCAAAUUUAGUCAUAAGUGUGGACAAUUAUGACAGCAUUUAUGGUUGUUGUUACAUUUACUAUUCCUCAUAAAAUCUCACACCGAAUUUCAUACCUGCCAGUAAAUAUCAUUUUUUCUUGUUUGUGUAAAUCAGAGGGUUUUUUUUUUGGCCAUUCCAAGUGUCAAGACUGAUGUAUUAUAUUGAGGAAAAAGGGUUAUUCUCCCAAUACCAGAGUGGUUUCAGGAAGGGGAGGAAUACAAUGGAUUCUGCAAUUAGUCUGGAGGUGGCAAUAAGAAAGGCUCAAGUGAAUAAAGAGGUAAUAGUUGGAAUAUUUUUUGAUCUAGAAAAAGCAUAUGAUAUGUUGUGGAAGGAGGGUUUGUAAAUGAAACUUGAUAAAAUGGGAAUUACUGGAAAGAUGUAUGAUUGGAUCAAAGAUUUUCUGUGUUAUAGGACCAUACAAGUAAGAGUUGGGACUUCAUAUUCACAAGUAUAUUCUAUAGAAAAUGGAACUCCCCAAGGUAGUGGUUAUUCAU